AUGAAAAAGGAAGCGGUGAAAAAGGAAGUGGUGAAAAAGGAAGUGGUGAAAAAGGAAGUGGUGAAAAAGGAAACAAGAGCAAUGAAAAAGGAAGCGGUGAAAAAGGAAGUGGUGAAAAAGGAAGCAGUGAAAAAGGAAGCAGUGGAAAAGGAAGUGGUGAAAAAAAAAGCGGUGAUAAAAAAAGCGGUGAAAAAAAAAGCGGUGAAAAAGGAAGUGGUGAAAAAGGAAGCAGUGAAAAAGGAAGCAGUAAAAAAGGAAACAAGAGCAAUGAAAAAGGAAGCGGUGAAAAAGGACCUGGUGAAAAAGGAAGCGGUGAAAAAGGAAGCAGUGAAAAAGGAAGUGGUGAAAAAGGAAGCGGUGAAAAAGGAAGCGGUGAAAAAGGAAGUGGUGAUAAAGGAAGUGGUGAAAAAGGAAGUGGUGAAAAAGGAAGUGGAGAAAAAGGAAGCAGUGAAAAAGGAAGUGGUGAAAAAGGAAGCGGUGAAAAAGGAAGCGGUGAAAAAGGAAGCGGUGAAAAAGGAAGCGGUGAAAAAGGAAGCGGUGAAAAAGGAAGCAGUGAAAAAGGAAACGGUGAAAAAGGAAGCGGUGAAAAAGGAAGCAGUGAAAAAGGAAGCAGUGAAAAAGGAAACGGUGAAAAAGGAAGUGGAGAAAAAGGAAACAAGAGCAAUGAAAAAGGAAGCGGUGAAAAAGGAAGCAGUGAAAAAGGAAGUGGUGAAAAAGGAAGUGGAGAAAAAGGAAGUGGAGAAAAAGGAAACAAGAGCAAUGAAAAAGGAAGCGGUGAAAAAGGAAGUGGUGAAAAAGGAAGUGGAAAAAAAGGAAACAAGAGCAAUGAAAAAGGAAGCAGUGAAAAAGGAAGCAGUGAAAAAGGAAAUAGUGAAAAAGGAAGCAGUGAAAAAGGAAGCGGUGAAAAAGGAAGUGGAGAAAAAGGAAACAAGAGCAAUGAAAAAGGAAGCGGUGAAAAAGGAAGCAGUGAAAAAGGAAGUGGAGAAAAAGGAAACAAGAGCAAUGAAAAAGGAAGCGGUGAAAAAGGAAGUGGUGAAAAAGGAAGUGGUGAAAAAGGAAACAAGAGCAAUGAAAAAGGAAGCGGUGAAAAAGGAAGUGGUGAAAAAGGAAGCAGUGAAAAAGGAAGCAGUGGAAAAGGAAGUGGUGAAAAAAAAAGCGGAAGCGGUGAAAAAGGAAGCAGUGAAAAAGGAAGUGGUGAAAAAGGAAGCGGUGAAAAAGGAAGCGGUGAAAAAGGAAGUGGUGAUAAAGGAAGUGGUGAAAAAGGAAGUGGUGAAAAAGGAAGUGGAGAAAAAGGAAGCAGUGAAAAAGGAAGUGGUGAAAAAUGAAGCGGUGAAAAAGGAAGCGGUGAAAAAGGAAGCGGUGAAAAAGGAAGCGGUGAAAAAGGAAGCAGUGAAAAAGGAAACGGUGAAAAAGGAAGCGGUGAAAAAGGAAGCAGUGAAAAAGGAAGCAGUGAAAAAGGAAACGGUGAAAAAGGAAGUGGAGAAAAAGGAAACAAGAGCAAUGAAAAAGGAAGCGGUGAAAAAGGAAGCAGUGAAAAAGGAAGUGGUGAAAAAGGAAGUGGAGAAAAAGGAAGUUGAGAAAAAGGAAACAAGAGCAAUGAAAAAGGAAGCGGUGAAAUAG
This is a messenger RNA of Knipowitschia caucasica, 1620 nucleotides long. NCBI's taxonomy places the organism in Eukaryota, Metazoa, Chordata, Actinopteri, Gobiiformes, Gobiidae. The record is from the annotation of a GenBank genome assembly.